Molecule: messenger RNA, 1226 nt
Organism: Syngnathus acus (greater pipefish)
Lineage: Eukaryota; Metazoa; Chordata; Actinopteri; Syngnathiformes; Syngnathidae
Gene: iyd
Product: iodotyrosine deiodinase
Exons: 8
Coding region: 218-1186 (322 amino acids)
Molecular function (GO): oxidoreductase activity
Source: RefSeq, a predicted model, not a curated record
CGGAGGAGAUGCGUCGCUGCCAUCCUCGUCCGCCAUUUCUCCUGACGUCACCCGGCCGGAGAACCUGCCCGGAGGUCCGAGGAAAGGAUCCCGACUCGACUGACUUCCCGCCUCCCUCACCACCUCAUACGGGCAGGCUUAGCCUCCCAUGAACAGCCACUGAUUGGCGGCAGCUACACGGAAACCAUGGCAACCAGCUGUUUUGGCAAUUCCAGCCAUGAAGCGGGAGGCAGACGAGAGAAAUUGGCCUGCAGCAGCAGACAGGAGCAUCUCCAUAGCGACAAAUCCUUCCGCUCGGAAAACUCGUGUCAACGCCGCCGUUGUCAUCCUCGCCAUGGCCAUCUUCACUCCAGUCCUGGUGCUAGUGCUGUGCUUGGUGUUGGGCUACGUGGCGGUGAGGAGCCAGCGGAGCAAAACCGCCGGCGACCCUCGUGGGGGACAAAGCAGACCGGACGAGGACCUGCAGGAUGACAGUGAGGCCAAGACAAAAGAUGAGGAAGGCGAGUGGGUGGACAAGCAUGAAGACGUCCCAUACGUGCCUUACUUGUCGGAGCGCCACCCCGAGGAGGAGAUGCUAUGCAGAGCUCAACGCUUCUACACGCUAAUGAACCAGCGCAGGACGGUGCGCUUCAUCAGCCCCGAGCCCGUGCCGCGGGAAGUCAUCGAUAACGUAAUACACACCGCAGGCACCGCACCUAGCGGCGCGCACACUGAACCCUGGACCUUCGUGGUGGUCUCCGACCCAGAGGUCAAGCACCGCGUGCGGCUGAUCGUGGAGGAAGAAGAGGAGAUUAACUAUCGGCAGCGCAUGGGAGAUAAGUGGGUCAAAGACUUGGCCAACUUUAGGACAAACUGGAUUAAGGAGUACUUGGACGUGGCGCCGUACCUCAUCCUCAUCUUCAAGCAGACGUACGGAAUCCUUCCAGACAACAAGAAGAGGGUGCAUUACUACAAUGAGAUCAGCUUGUCCAUCGCCUGCGGCAUCCUGCUGGCUGCACUGCAGAACGUGGGUCUGGUCACCGUGACGUCGACGCCGCUCAACUGCGGCCCGAAGCUCAGGCUGCUGCUUAAGCGACCCGUCAACGAGAAGCUGCUCAUGCUGCUACCCGUCGGCUACCCCGCCAAGGACGCCACCGUGCCUGACCUCAAACGCAAACCACUGCACGACAUCCUGGUGCAGAUAUAAGGGACGAAAUUCCAAAAUGGAAUUAAAUAUGCAAAUAUCA